AGAGCGGCGGAGGUAGGGGCGGAGGCGGCCCACUUCGAUUUUGUCCGGCGCAUCCUUACCCUUGCCUGCUUUCCUUGCCUCUUACCCCACCGAGGCUGCGCUGCGACUUUGUUUUUCCCCCUCUCCGACCCUCCUCCACCGCCUCCGACGACAACGCCUCUCACGUCCUUCUCGCCCUUUCCCUUUCCUUCCUCCUUCACCUCCUUCGCUGCCUCCCACAACAACGCCUCUCCGCCGACAUCGGCGUCGUGGAGUGUAAAAACUACGAUGGCACCCUCGAUGCCCUCGACGCCCUCCGCUGCAGCGAGUUCAUGCCGGCCGACGACGACGCCCUCCGCUGCAGCGAGUUCAUGCCGGUCGACGAUGACGCCCGCCGCUGCGGCGAUUUCACGGCACCCUCGACGCCCUCCGCUGCUCCGCCUGCGACUGCCAUCGCAACUUCCACUGCAAGGGACCCCUCGCUCUCCUCCGACCGCCCCCCCCCCACCCCCUCAGCCGCCCCGCAUCCCUACGCGACCCCCAUCACCCCCAAUUCUCCCCUUACUACCGCACCCCCGCCGGCUACCUCCACCCCCACCAGCUCGCCGCCGCUGCCGACGCAGCGCCACAAAAGCCCGCUCUCACGUGCGAUCGGCAGCGGCGGCGGCGCAUCCGGGGCAGCUGGCGUUACCUUCGAGCUCUUGGGGCCACAGCAGGAGUAG
This is a messenger RNA of Ananas comosus (pineapple), 701 nucleotides long. RefSeq lists its product as uncharacterized. The annotation marks the transcript as partial. The record is from RefSeq and is a predicted model, not a curated record. The transcript is spliced from 2 exons. NCBI's taxonomy places the organism in Eukaryota, Viridiplantae, Streptophyta, Magnoliopsida, Poales, Bromeliaceae.